CGGAUAACGAGAGCCAGGGAUUAGCAAGGACGUUCAACGAUCUCGUAUCGCUGCGCCUAGUCGGUGAAGCCGAUGAAGCUGAGUCCGAUUUCUUUCGCGAUUUCGAUGCGUCAGAGGGAAGGACAACCGGUAAGGAGCCUUCGACGUUUUGGUCUUUGUUCCUUAUCUUCUUUGCGACCUUAACGUAAUACCGUCCUUGGAGGAAUCUUUGGUAACGAUGGCUGAGAAAGGUGAAGCACCAUCAGUCGUGUAACGUUCCUCGAAGUCACAGCUUCGAAUUUCUUUGCUCCUGGAUCGAGUAUCGAUGUUCAUAUCGAUAGCUUUCUGAUAUAACAUUUCUUUUCUUUUAAGUGCUGUGAAGUUCUCGGGGUUAAACGACGUUUGUAUAUUUUUUGCAGAAUUUUCAGAAAUUCAUUUUUUAAUAAAAUCGAAGUAUAAUGCGUGCAUCGAAGUGAAAAAGAAUGUACAGAAAGGUGAAAUGUUAAUUUAUCUUCUUUCAUCCGUGCCGCAACAUAGUCCUUGCAACGUGCUAAUUUCGACGAAUUAACAAUGCUCGCCGUUGUUCUGCUACUAAUACCAAUCUUGUGGGGGGAUGAAACCGAGGCCAGCGUUCUCGUGGCGGACAACACCAUGUCCAGAAUGGUGGAAUUGAACGCAGUGCCUCCAUUCUGUGCCUUGUAUACCGAUCGUGGGGUCAUACAGAAGAUGGUCCUAGGUGCUGAUCCCAGGAAGGUGAUGCAGGUGUCCAGUAAACUCGUCACUGACCUCGAGAAGACCUGCAAGGCCUCUUACGAUAAAGGAAAAAAUCAACCACCAGGAGGUGGUCUGAUAUAUCCAGGAACCAAAUGGUGUGGACCAGGUACCUUGGCCAAAUCGUACGACGAGCUGGGUCAACACGCAGCAGAGGACGCAUGUUGCAGAGAACACGACCAUUGUCCAUAUGUCAUAUCACCGCAAGAAUGCAUCCAUGGUAUAUGCAACAACUCACCGUUCACGCGAUCCCAUUGCGACUGCGACGCGAAGUUUCGUCGAUGUCUGCAGAAUCUUAACACGGAAGUCGCGAACACCCUGGGUGCCCUCUUCUACAACGUCAUACAAGUGACUUGCUUCAAAGAACGACGUCCUUGCUCCCAAUGGCAAAGAAAUGGCUAUGCAGAAUCUGAGUCGAACCGACUCUGCUCUCAAUACAAAUUCAGGCCCAGUGACAAGUACGUCCCGUUGAUGCCGUUGAACAUCAACUAGCUAUUGCGAAAACGCAAGAAGAGCGGACCAGACAGUCUUUGAAAAAGUUGCCAGUUAACAGAGUUCCAAUGAGCGAGAUAAUUGCACGCGAAGGCCAUGUUCUUCGUGGACUGUCUUCGUUUAAGAUUAUGGUUCGUUCGAAACACGAAGAGCUUUUUAAACGUUACUAACAGCGUGAGCAGGUUAUUUAUAAAGCUUAAUGAACGCAAUGGAACCAUCUGUAAUUGCUCAUUUUAAUAUUCUUUUAUCAUAGUAGAAAAAAUAGCGAUGGUUCGAGUAUUCUAUGAAAGUACUCUUUUGAGCUUUUAUAAAAAUUGAAUUUUAUCUUUAUAUCAUUCUUAAGACAAUCUUAUCUGGACCGCUGAUUUGUUGGAAAUCUCCAAAAAAAUGCGUGCAAUUAAAUAAAGUUACCAAUGCUGCUCAAUAUUACUCUUUAACAUAUAGGCGACUUUAAAUUAUAGUGGUGUAGGUAUUUAAUCUUCUAAUGAUAUUAUAUCGUUCGCAUUGAUUAUAGAUUUUAAAAUAAGGCAAUCUUUUUCUCUUCCGGCGAGCAAAGAUGAACCAAAGAUUAGGAAGGAAAAGAGAACGAUGCUUAAAGAUUGCAAUUAUACAAACUGCGACGAAAGAAGGUUUUACUGAUAUUACUAAAAGGAGGUUCGCGUUUCUUGCAUAUCAUUGAUAAUGACAUUCUUCCUAUUCAAUUAUUACAAAAGUAGCACUAAUGGAAUCAUCUCCAGUUUUCGUUUGCAAAUUCCACCAAUCUCGUAUUUAAACUGAAAUUAAUGCCACUUUUGCAAUGGUUUAAUAGCUUAACAAAGUACCAACGAAUUACAAAGGUUUACGACUUUCUAUUUUCUUCGAUAGCUCAGAUAUUUAAAUAUUUGCAUUCUAAUGUCGUUCUUAGAUUUUAAUGCAAAUUAGAUUAACUCACAGACGUUGUAAUUUUAUUGGAAAAACAUUGCUCAAAGUAUUGUAACAUAGGACAAGGUGUAUAAUGUAUCAAGAAAUUUCAAGUUCAACUUACAUGUACCUAAUAAUGCAACGUCUGCUUCUGAAACGAGUUCAAAGACCUAUUAUGCAAAAUUAUUCAAGAUCAUCGUAGGUAAACGUAACACGCGAUGCUGCAACAUCUAACGCAGAUCUAAUCAAUUCUAAGAUGAAUUAAUUCAACUUUCCAAUUUAUAUAGAGGUAUUUCGAAAUCGUUUCACCAUAACAGGUUGCUGAACUUAAGAUGAUGAUAACCAUGAAAUACGUUUAACACCUUCGAAACUCUCAUUAAUGAAAAAAAAAUUUUUUCAACAUUCAAUUAACGACCAUCUUUUAUGAUUGAUCGAUUAUUUUGAGCAGUGUUGAAGAAGAAAAAUUGUGAAAAAAAAUUACAACGACCUUGCACAAUGUUUACCGUAAUUGAUAUUAUUCAGAAAUAAGCUUGAUGCAAUUUUAUGGUAAUUAUAAGAGACAUGUACAAAUGACCCGUCCGUUAUUUCUGGUCCACGAAUCGAAACGAUUGAUGUGGCCAGAAAAGAACCGGAAGUCGAGGACGUUCUUGAAUUAUCCGAAAUUUUAGACGUCUCGAGAAGGUCAGCCGGGAAAGAGUGCAAUUGAUUGAAUUUUAUCGCACAACGAUAUCAGGAAUACCUCAGUAGGAUUUUAUUUCCUGAAGACCUUCGAUCUAUUAUAAUUAAUGAUACGGUAUAAUCUUGAAAAUUUGAAUAAAUUAGAAAAACGUGACUUUAGUUCUAGGAAAAGUUAUAGUUGUAAGGUAAAGUUGUUCUAUUAGUAGGAUCCUUUGUUUAAAUGGCACAAUACUCUUUCCUUUAGUCCCAUAAAGUAUUAUUACAUGUAGAGAAAUAGGGUUUAAAUAAUAUAUUAUUUAUUCUAUUAGUGAGUUCUGUGGGUUUGGAACUGGUGUCUAGAGUUAGAUAAUAAAUCAGAUUUUCAAGAUUGGGCUGUAUAGAAAAGUGUGAAAGGAAUGUAUAUUUCUAUGUACACGAAUCUAAUUAAUUUCUUAUCACUAAGUAUAAUAUUAUAGCGUUCUAUAUUUUUAAUGUUUGCAUGAAACAAUAUCGCUUGUAUUAAAUGUAUAUUUGAAUCUAAUGUAGGAUUUUACAGAUUGUAUUUAUAUUAUUAAACGUAACGUUUAUGGUGAUUCUCAAUUCUGGAGAGACAACUAUUAAUUUUGCACAAUUUUCAAUAAAUAUAUUUAUCUCGAAUAGCUUUUAAUCUUGUAUAACACAAAAGAGCUUAUAUCAAUAAUAAUAUUAGAAAACACCA
Messenger RNA from Osmia bicornis bicornis, 3517 nucleotides. Its product is annotated as acidic phospholipase A2 PA4. NCBI's taxonomy places the organism in Eukaryota, Metazoa, Arthropoda, Insecta, Hymenoptera, Megachilidae. The transcript has 4 exons. Gene Ontology annotation, biological process: phospholipid metabolic process; arachidonate secretion. Bases 550 to 1242 code for a protein of 230 amino acids. The record is from RefSeq and is a predicted model, not a curated record.